AUGUCUCGACCCUCCGCCUCGCUCCCCUCACACACCCCCAUGGAAGUUCGCAAUGCGGGCGCACCAUUGAAGGCCAAAUCGUGGCCAGACUCGCAAUCGCCCUCGCAAUCGCCCUCGCAAUCCCAGUCGCAAUCCCCCGAUUCACAGUCUCCAUCACAACCCCCGUCGCACUCAAGACCUCCCACUUCCGAGCCUGCCCCGCCCCGAAAGCGCGUCCGCCGCUGGCACCAUCGCGGAUUUACGGGCUGCUCAACCUGUCGCCGUCGCCAUGUUCGCUGCGACGAGGCUUCUCCGACUUGCAAAAACUGUACGCGCCUAGGGCUUGAAUGCGAUGGAACACAGGGUCGUAUGACCUUCAAGGUCUACGGACCAUCCCAAGUGCAGGAUGAGCCCAAAAAGCAGAAGAAGGGCAGUAGCAGCCCGGACUCUCCGGGCGAGUCGUGCUUCACGAGCACUUUCGCUGUGAAAUGUAGUGGCGAUAAAAAGGUGGACUGCGAAGCUCUGGUCGUCUCACCAUUAACUGUGCCGCAAUGGUCAGGGCAGACUCAAUUCCGUUUCCAGCAGCCCAUUUUCCAUGCGAACCUUCCAUCUUUGACGAUACAAUGUACCGACGAGCAUUACUUUUCCCAUUUCGUCAACCAGGUGUCGAGUCUUUUGAUUAUCUAUGACACACAUAUCAAUAUCAAUCCAUACCGCAGCUAUUUCCCGGAUUUUGCGCGGUCGUCUCCCUCGAUGAUUGGCGCGAUGCAGGCCCUCGGCGCAUUGCAUCUGGCAAAUACCUCGGUCGGUGCGGAGCGCAAUCAACAUUUCCAGCAGGCUAUGGGGAAGUAUGGACAGGUAGUGAAGAUAUUUCGGGAUCGGUACGCGCUUCCUAACGGACAGCUUGGGAUGAGGGACUUUGCGACGUGCUUGUUGCUCUGUCUGUUCGAGAUGAUGGACUCGCAACACCAAAAUUGGGACGUCCACCUCAAGGGCGCGCGCGAAAUCUACAACCUCCUCUUCUACCCGCACACCAGCAACGCUGCCCGCGAGGCAGAACGUAUCGCCGAGAUCAACCAUCCUCUCCGAUCAUUCCUCGUCUCCUUGCUCUCAUAUUUGGAUGUGGCUGGUGCAUGUGCGAGACCAGGUGGAACGAUAGUAACGGGAAGUUAUUGGAAGACCCUUGGAGGUGGAUGGGAAUAUAAUCUAGGAAUACCGAGUCUAUCGACCUCGCCUCUCCCGGAUGAUCCACGCUUGUUGGAAUUACGACAAGCAUGGUCUACCAUGAUGGAAGUUCAGGCGGCGAUCAGCACCUUUGCCCGUGACAAAGAGUGGAUGUCCCCAGAUCACCAGGAUAUGGUGUACAAAAAGAUCUUCCACCAGCUGGUAGUUUGGCGUGAGAGUACACCGAUCAGUCUACAGUUGCUUGGAGAUAUGGAUCUCGACGAUGAGACCUUGCGGAGAUUCCCGUACCCCGAUAUGUUGGAAUACGUCGGGUGCGUGGAGGCCUACGAAAAGGCAACGUUUAUCCACCUGCAUCAGAUAGCUGGAGCUGGUCGACCAGGUUGGAUCACCGAUCGGGCAUACCUGGAUAUGCUGAUCACGCGCGUUCUUACUCUGAUCCGCAAACUAUCCAAGGACGUGGGUCAGUUGGCUGUCUUGUGGCCUCUGUUCAUCGCUGGUCAGGAAACUCGCAAGGAAGACGAGCAGCUAUAUGUUCAGCAGACAAUGCAUGAGCUGAAACGAUUCGGCUUCAGGAAUGUUGACAAAGCUCUGGAGCUCCUCGAAGGAGUUUGGUUCAAGCGACGCGCGUUUCCAGAAGGCUGGACGGAGACGCUGGAAGAAAUCCAGACAAAUAUCCUCUUGCCUUGA
This is a messenger RNA of Penicillium subrubescens, 1851 nucleotides long. RefSeq names its product Zn(II)2Cys6 transcription factor. NCBI's taxonomy places the organism in Eukaryota, Fungi, Ascomycota, Eurotiomycetes, Eurotiales, Aspergillaceae. Gene Ontology annotation, biological process: positive regulation of transcription by RNA polymerase II. The coding region runs from base 1 to 1851 and encodes 616 amino acids. The record is from RefSeq and is a predicted model, not a curated record. Gene Ontology annotation, molecular function: transcription cis-regulatory region binding; zinc ion binding; DNA-binding transcription factor activity, RNA polymerase II-specific. The transcript is spliced from 2 exons. Gene Ontology annotation, cellular component: nucleus.